Paramuricea clavata is the source of this 3107-nucleotide messenger RNA. The record is from the annotation of a GenBank genome assembly. NCBI's taxonomy places the organism in Eukaryota, Metazoa, Cnidaria, Anthozoa, Malacalcyonacea, Plexauridae.
AUGCUUCGGUCCUUGCCAGAAAAAUACAAAAGUCGUUGGCGUGAUCAUCUCCAGAAAGUCGUACAUGCAUUCAAUUGUACCAGAAAUGACGCGACAGGAUACUCCCCAUUCCUCCUACUCUUUGGCAGACCCCCGCGAUUGCCAAUUGACCUUAUGUACGGUCUGAAACCCCCACCUGGCCAUAGCACUUAUCCUGAAUAUGUCAAGAAAUGGCGAGAAUCGAUGUCCGAAGCAUACCAACUUGCAUCUGAAAAGGCAGAAAAGAACGCUACGAGUGGGAAAGUGCAAUAUGACAAGAAAGCUAAGAGUACGAGUCUACAACCCGGUGAUCGUGUGUUAAUACGAAAUGUGAAAGAAAGGGGUGGUCCCGGCAAGUUACGGUCGUAUUGGGAAGACAAAGUUUACAAAAUCGUGCGUCAGAAAUCAAAUGAGAUUCCCGUGUAUGAAGUCAUUCCUGAGAGUGGCGGAGAGAAGACAAGAGUACUGCAUAGAAACAUGCUAUUUCCAUGUACGUAUCUUCCUGUGGAGAAUCCUAUUGUGAAACCAGCUCAGUUAAACAAGAAAAAGAAGAGUGAGAAGGAGAAACAGGUCACACAAGAUUAUCUGACAGAUAGUGAAGACGAGUUCGAGAUUGCUACGUUUGCACCUCAAUCAACGCGGACAGACCCAGAGGAUGAAUUCGUGCCAGUGUCGGUUGAAAAUGAAGCCCAGCAGAGUGUUGAGGAAGCUGUACAAGAAGGUGCCACACCAGAAGAACUAGCUCAAGAGAGUCAAGCGGCGACUGGUACCACGGUAGCAGCAGAGGCUGAGACACAAGUUGAUUCACACCCAGUUAGUUCACAACGAGUACGACGACCACCAACCAGACUGGGAUAUGGCAAUCUGGGCCAACCAACGGAACAUUGGACCAGUAUUAACGCGGUCCAUGCACCUGCCACAAACAACAUGUAUCUACACCAAUACCCUGUGCUCCCGACACCUCCAAUACCGUUCUUUCCCCCAAUACCGUUCUUUCCCCCAAUACUUCCCAUGUCAUUACCUGUAUUUCCAUUAUAUUGGUCAAGUUGGCAAGGACCAAUUAUGCCAUCAAACAUAUGGUGUUAGACACUGAUAUCAAGAGUCACGAAAUCAGAAAACGAAAAUUGUUGAAAUUGCCAUCAUGUUGCGAAUAAUGACUGUUAGAAAACAGAAACAAUAAAACUUUACAAGAGUUAAAGUUCCAGGAAAAGUUCCUGACCAACAAGAAGUGAAAGCGGGGCCCGAAAAGAUAAAGAAACACUUAGUUUAGAUUACUGUCUACGUUCAAUAUUUGUGAGUCUGAUCAACCCACACAGUUGACCAAGAAGUAGCCAAGAUGAGUACAGACUAUAGCGUUAAAUGUUGGGCUAUAUAAAGAUAAUAAGGACAGCUUAAAUUAUAGGAGGGGUGAGUGUAGGAUGCCCAUUAGCAAUACGUCAUGUAACAUUAGUUAAAUAGGAACUAUUGCGUCAUGCAGUUGUGACAGUUACCAUAGUAACGAGAAAGGACAGACAAACAGAUUUUCAAGAUGGCGAUUAGUCAACCACGUUGUUAUUAAUGUUCGCAUUGUUUUACGAAAUAAAUUGUGCUUUCUACUGUUUUAAUACUUGAAUUAUGGAAUAGAUCGAGAAUUUAGUGAGCGGGCAACAUCUUAAUAUUACUGAAAAAGGAAAACUCAGAUGGACAGGUUCUUUCGAGAAUCUCGAAAUACUGAUGAACGAAUUGCUCGAGACACAGACAAAAUGGUCAUCGCCUGGUGGUCAUUGUAAGCUGCUAGAGAUGGACAACUUCGAAAUGCGGUGGUAUUCAAACAAUUACUCUUUAAUUAUUAAAGGGGAGCAAGACGAAGUCGAAGAAAUAAACUCUCGGUUGCGAAUAAUGGCCAACCUAGCUGGUAAAGAAACCGAGUUAUCAAACGCUUUUGUCAGUGAAGGAAAUGGCGACAGGGAGGGAGACGGCGUAAAUACAGCCUCGACCGAAAACAGUCAUAUCGAAAUAAAUUCACAUGAGACAUCGAACUACAACAAAGUACUCGACAGUAUACGAGACCUUGAACUGUGUUUUGUAAACAAAUUCGAUGAGCUUUUGCAGGAAAUUCGACAGUCCAAAACAACAGAAGAAACUAUCAGUGAAGACCGAAAUUCCUUAAUUAAAGAAAAUGGCAAACUGAAGCAAGAAAUCGACAUACUAUCGGACCAAGUCAAUAACUAUAAGUGUAUUGCAUCGGACUUACACACGAAAGUUAAACAACUGGAAGAUGAACAGAAAAGUUUAAUAACAGCAAUCAAAAUUGUACAAAAUGAUUGCAAUACAAAUAAACAAAGUACAUGGUCAUGGAAUGUUGUUAAAAAUCGUAAGCCAAAUCAGAAUGAAAGCACACAACGUGGACAAAACUCUGGGGAAAAAGUCACAAUGGACUAGCCAAGACAGAUAAUCAAUAUUCUGUUUUAGUUGAUGAAAGUGACAACGAGAUUAACAUAUUAUCUCAAAGUCAAUUACCUAAGAAUAGAAAUCAAUCUGAACCACCCAGACACACCAUCAGGUCCAAUGAAGACAAAAGACGUAACUAUUCUGCGCCUAGAAAACAACAAGCAGACAACGACCGAAAUAACAACAACAACGAGCGAGCCCAAGAUUCUCGCAGAUCUCCGCGCGUAGGACAAUCAAGAGUUGCUAUUUUGGGCGAUUCUAUACUUAAACAAAUAAACGCGGGACGAAUUCAACAAGGAAUGAAGCAUAACAUUGUUGUAAAAACAUUUCCCGGUGCGGGAAUAAAACAAAUGAAUCACUAUGUAAAACCAACGUUACUCACGGCACCAAAUAAGCUUAUUUUACACGUCGGAACCAAUGAUCUACAGAGAAUGACGCCAGACGAAUUGUUGACACAUGUACAAAAGCUUGCAGGAGAGAGCAUUACUCGAGAAAACAGGAAUAUAGAAUUAGUUUUAUCAGAAAUCAUAACAAGAAAUGACGAUAAAUCAUGGGCUGAUAAGGUAAACGAAUAUAACAAGGGAUUAGCCCAACUAUGUAUAGAACGAAAUUGGUGUCUUAUCAGGCACAAUAAUAAUAUUAUUAUAAUAUUGACGUAA